UGGCGCGCGUGGGCCAGGGCUUCAGUGCUUGCUGAGUACCGGAGCGUCUGGCGUCUCUCUACCUCCUCAUCAUGGGUGACUUGGAUUCUUCGAGCUCCAGCGCCUAUCCGAAGUACCUGGAGCACCUCUCUGGGGAUGGCAAAGCUAUCGGUGUCCUGACCAGCGGCGGGGAUGCCCAAGGCAUGAAUGCUGCUGUCCGUGCUGUGGUGCGCAUGGGAAUCUACACGGGGGCCAAAGUGUACUUUAUAUAUGAGGGUUACCAAGGCUUGGUGGACGGAGGCUCCAAUAUCGUGGAAGCCAAAUGGGACUGUGUCUCCAGCAUCCUGCAAGUGGGUGGGACCAUCAUCGGUAGUGCGCGUUGCCAAGCCUUUCGCAGCCGUGAAGGGCGCCUGAAAGCUGCCUGUAACUUGGCGCGCUUGGGCAUAACCAAUCUGUGCGUGAUCGGCGGGGACGGAAGUCUCACAGGAGCCAACCUCUUCCGGAAGGAGUGGAACGGACUUCUGGAAGAGCUGGCUCAGAAUGGUGACAUCGAUAAAGACACAGUGCAGAAGCACUCCUACCUCAACGUGGUGGGCAUGGUGGGCUCCAUUGACAAUGACUUCUGUGGCACCGACAUGACCAUUGGUACCGAUUCAGCUCUGCACCGAAUUAUUGAAGUUGUUGAUGCCAUCAUGACCACUGCUCAGAGCCACCAGAGGACCUUCGUCCUGGAGGUGAUGGGGAGACACUGUGGUUACUUGGCCUUGGUGAGCGCCUUGGCUUGCGGUGCCGAUUGGGUGUUCCUUCCAGAGUCCCCACCAGAGGAAGAUUGGGAGGAGAAAAUGUGCUUCAAACUCUCAGAGAACCGGGCCCGAAAAAAGAGGCUGAAUAUCAUCAUUGUGUCCGAAGGAGCAAUCGACAUGCAAAAUAAGCCAAUCACCUCUGAGAAAAUCAAGGAGCUUGUAGUGAAGAAUUUGGGCUUUGACACCCGGGUCACCAUCCUUGGGCAUGUCCAACGAGGAGGGACCCCAUCUGCAUUUGACAGGAUUCUGGCCAGCCGUAUGGGAGUGGAGGCAGUCAUUGCCUUGCUGGAAGCUACUCCCGAGACCCCAGCCUGUGUCGUGACACUAAGAGGAAACCAAGCCGUGCGCCUGCCUCUGAUGGAGUGCGUGCAAAUGACCCAGGAUGUACAGAAGGCAAUGGAUGAAAGGAGAUUUAAGGAAGCCGUAAAACUCCGAGGAAGGAGUUUUGAGGGAAACCUGAACACCUAUAAGCGUCUUGCCAUAAAGCUGCCUGAUGAGAAGAUUGUCAAGAGCAACUGCAAUGUAGCCAUCAUCAACGUAGGGGCACCUGCCGCCGGAAUGAAUGCAGCCGUGCGCUCUGCUGUUCGAGUCGGGAUUGCAGAAGGCCACAAGAUGUUUGCGAUCUAUGACGGCUUUGAAGGGUUCGCCAAUGGCCAAAUCAAAGAAAUCGGCUGGGCAGAUGUCGGAGGUUGGACGGGACAAGGAGGGUCCAUUCUUGGGACGAAACGCACCCUGCCUGGAAAGUACUUGGAGAAGAUUGCCGAACAGAUGCAUUCCCACAGUAUCAAUGCCCUUCUGAUCAUUGGAGGAUUUGAGGGUUUUCACGGUGCCAUCAUGCUAUCUGAGGCUCGAAACAACCACGAGGAGUUUUGUAUCCCAAUAUGUGUUUUGCCUGCCACUAUUAGCAACGGUAUCCCUGGCUCAGACAUCAGUAUCGGUUCUGAUACUGGCCUGAAUGUGGUUAUCGAGACGUGUGACCGCAUUAAACAGUCGGCCAGUGGGACCAAGCGCCGGGUGUUCAUCAUUGAGACCAUGGGUGGAUACUGUGGCUACCUGGCCAACAUGGGAGGACUUGCAGCGGGAGCUGAUGCUGCCUACAUCUUUGAAGAGCCGUUUGAUAUCCGAGACUUGCAGUCCAACGUCAUGCACUUGACAGAGAAAAUGAAGACCAGCAUCCAGAGGGGCCUUGUACUCAGAAACGAAAGCUGCAGUGUAAAUUACACCACUGACUUCAUCUACCAGCUCUACUCAGAGGAGGGCAAGGGAGUGUUUGACUGCAGGAAAAACGUGCUGGGCCAUAUGCAGCAGGGGGGAGCACCUUCUCCAUUCGAUAGAAACUUUGGAACCAAAAUUUCUGCCAAAGCAAUGGAGUGGAUCUCGGCCAAACUGAAGGGGUCCCAGGGCACAGGGAAAAAGUUUGUUAGCGAUGAUUCCAUUUGUGUCCUGGGAAUUUGCAAGAGAGAUCUCCUGUUUCAACCAGUGACAGAGCUGAAGAAAGACACCGACUUUGAGCACAGAAUCCCCAAGGUGCAGUGGUGGCUGAAACUGCGGCCCAUCAUGAAGAUCUUGGCCAAGUAUGAGGCGAGCUAUGACAUGUCCGAUGCAGGCAAGCUGGAGCCCUUGCAUCAGCACCACCAUGGAGAACUAUGAGCCAUCUCAUCAAGUAUGCCAUCACCUGACCUGUAAUGUUCUCCAGGGACCAUCCUUUUUUGUAACAUAGUUAUUUAUCAGCACUUUAUGGAAGCAAGCGUUGUUGACUGAGUCAGCAGUAAUAAUCAGAGAACACCACUUGCCAUAACCAUUGACGCAGCAGCCCCUAAGACAUGAAACCCAGCCUCACGCUAUUGAUCAAGUGUCGGUUUUCUACUGUAUGGGAUGCCGUCUUGUGCUUUACCAUGUGUAUGUCUUGUGGGAUUAAACAUUUGGUUACAACUCC
This is a messenger RNA of Mus pahari (shrew mouse), 2718 nucleotides long. RefSeq names its product phosphofructokinase, platelet (gene Pfkp). The transcript has 22 exons. Gene Ontology annotation, molecular function: ATP binding; identical protein binding; monosaccharide binding. Bases 72 to 2432 code for a protein of 786 amino acids. Lineage: Eukaryota; Metazoa; Chordata; Mammalia; Rodentia; Muridae. Gene Ontology annotation, biological process: fructose 1,6-bisphosphate metabolic process; canonical glycolysis; fructose 6-phosphate metabolic process. The record is from RefSeq and is a predicted model, not a curated record. Gene Ontology annotation, cellular component: membrane; cytoplasm; 6-phosphofructokinase complex.